AUGAUUCAAAGAGUGAUUUCAAAUGUUUCUACAACAACCUUGGAUCCAAAUACAUAUUUAAAUAUAAAUUCCUAUAAAUAUAUUAUAAAUGAACCUGAUAAAUGUAAGGAUCAAAACCCAUUCUUGAUAAUCCUUAUAGCAACUAUAGCAAAGGAAGUGGAACAAAGACAGGUUAUCAGGAAAACUUGGGCAAAUGGGGCUAAGGAUGGGAUAACCGUUAUGCAUCUGUUUAUGUUGGGUUUUGACAAAGAUUUAAAGCUGAUUUUAAAUGAAAGUCAGACAUACCAUGAUAUUAUCCAAAAAGACUUUAAGGAGGCGUAUAACAACUUGACUUUAAAAACUAUUAUGGGAAUGGAAUGGAUCUCCACCUAUUGUCCUCAAUCAAAGUAUGUCAUGAAAACUGACAGUGACAUGUUUGUGAUCACUGAAUAUCUACUGGAAAUGCUUCAACCAAACCUACCUCCGAAACAAAAUUUCUUCACUGGUGCUUUUUUCAAAGAUCCUGUUCCUCAUAGAUCGAAAGAAAGCAAAUGGUAUGUUCCAUAUUCUGUUUAUGCAGAGAGCCGUUAUCCAGACUUUUGCUCAGGAACUGGAUAUGUGCUUUCAGGAGAUUUGGCUACCAAAAUCUUGAGAUCAUCCUUUAAAAUAAAAUACCUGCACCUGGAAGAUGUGUUUGUUGGAAUUUGCCUUAAAAAAGAGGAGGUAGAGAUAACUGUGCCACCUACAGAAAAUUUGUUUAAUAUUUACCAAGUUCAAUUUACCCCUUGUGGUUAUUAUAACCUUAUUACAUCCCACAGUAUGCCUCCAAGUCUAAUACUUCAGUACUGGCAAAAUAUGCAAGCACAUAAAGGGCAAUGCUUGAGAAAUAAUGCUUCAAUAUUUUAGCUAAUGUAUCUUUACAUUCUGUGUAUGGGUGUAAUUAUUGACAAAUCUGGAAAUUACAGUGGAGCAAACACAUUAGAAAUAUGCCAAAACAUCUUUAGUCACAAACAUAAUAAUUUGCAAAUUAUAAUGAUAUCCAGAAUAAUGAUAAAUUUCUGUGGAUUUUAUUG
This is a messenger RNA of Pelobates fuscus (common spadefoot toad), 1052 nucleotides long. Its product is annotated as beta-1,3-galactosyltransferase 2-like. The transcript is spliced from 2 exons. Bases 1 to 885 code for a protein of 294 amino acids. The record is from RefSeq and is a predicted model, not a curated record. Gene Ontology annotation, cellular component: Golgi membrane. Gene Ontology annotation, molecular function: N-acetyl-beta-D-glucosaminide beta-(1,3)-galactosyltransferase activity. Lineage: Eukaryota; Metazoa; Chordata; Amphibia; Anura; Pelobatidae.